Ogataea haglerorum is the source of this 336-nucleotide messenger RNA. RefSeq lists its product as uncharacterized. Bases 1 to 336 code for a protein of 111 amino acids. The record is from RefSeq and is a predicted model, not a curated record. The transcript is spliced from 2 exons. Lineage: Eukaryota; Fungi; Ascomycota; Pichiomycetes; Pichiales; Pichiaceae.
AUGGAGCCCGACAUGGCAUGCAUAGGCAAAAAACGGUUUCUGGAUGCUGGGGAGACGGCAUUCCGCGACACAAAGCGAAGGCUGAUCGAAAACUUCACGGACCUCCACAUCGGUGUGAGAGGGCCAGGGUAUACAAGCAAAUCCAUGUUUGAGAGCGAGUAUCUGAACUCAGCCCCGCGGCAUAACCCUGCGAGCGACCGGGUCGUUAUUUCGAACAUCGACCAAUUCCUUCGGGAGAACCCAGACCCUCUGGAGGGCGAGAAGGUAGACCUUUCGAACGUGGACCUGAACAAAUUAAUCAUCCCGAACCCAGGGUACCCUUGUCAAGUACUAUAA